UCUGCAGCCCGACGUUUCUUUUUACAGCUCCCUUGGUGCUCGCUCCUCCCUUGUCACACUGCCUGCAGCCGGAUCAAAUUACUUGGGCUGUGACAAGGAGGAGAGAGCAUUAGUAGCAGCUGUGGAGCUGAUUGGCCAGCACUGAUACUGCCCGCCUCCUUCAGUUCCCUGAUUUCAGCGUAGGGAAAAGGAAAACCAAAGAAGGAGCUGCUUAUUAACCCUUAAACACUGCAGUCUGCUCACCACCCUCUCACCCACACGCUCCAGAAGUGGGAGAAACACACACAGCAGCGUUUGAUGGUUACACCGGCUCCUGACACAGCAAUAGCCAGGGCUACAACGGGGCAUCUCAGCGCUUGGUGCUGUAGAGAAAACUACCACGGCGAGUGUAUACGCAAGGGCACCUUUUUACACACCCCUUAAUUAUCUGUGCCCUGGGGCACUGAAACAUUGCAGCUUCAUCCAGCAACAGGGCUCUGGAAUACGAAGAUGGGGAAGCAGAACAGCAAGCUGCGCCCUGAGUUGCUGCAGGAUCUGCGCGAGAACACAGAAUUUUCAGAUCAUGAGUUGCAAGAAUGGUAUAAAGGCUUCUUGAAGGACUGUCCAUCCGGCAUUCUAAAUGUGGAGGAAUUUAAAAAAAUUUAUGCCAACUUCUUUCCAUAUGGAGAUGCUUCCAAAUUUGCAGAGCACGUCUUCCGCACCUUCGACACCAAUGGGGAUGGAACCAUCGAUUUUCGGGAGUUUAUUAUCGCCCUAAGUGUUACAUCUCGGGGAAAGCUGGAACAGAAACUCAAGUGGGCGUUCAGUAUGUAUGACCUGGAUGGCAAUGGCUAUAUCAGCCGGGAGGAAAUGCUGGAGAUUGUGCAGGCAAUAUAUAAGAUGGUUUCCUCAGUAAUGAAGAUGCCAGAAGACGAGUCUACUCCAGAGAAACGCACAGAGAAAAUCUUCCAACAGAUGGACACAAAUAACGAUGGCAAGCUCUCUUUAGAGGAAUUUAUUAAAGGUGCCAAGAGUGACCCAUCCAUUGUGCGUUUACUGCAGUGUGACCCUAGUACAGCUUCUCAAUUUUAACACAUCAUCAUGAGAAAAAUCGAACUUCUUCCUGCACAUGCGCCAAGGAGUGAUCCUCUCCCUCUGCACAGCUGAUUGUCCCAGAGUUCUCCUGGGCAUUAGAUGGACUUGAAUGCACUGCCAACCUGUGAAUCCUUUUCCCUUUAUUUAUUUAUUUAAAUCUAAUUUUAUAUAUGCUGUUAAGUAACAAAGGGUGCAUGGGACAAAUGAGCACUCAGGAAUUGGGAAAAUGCUAAUGAAUGGGAACCCUCAAAUGUAUUUAAAAGAAAAAAAAAAUAUAUAUAUAUAUGUGCUGCCAUUUAGAAGGAAGUGGGAAGCAGCAUUCUUUUUGUCCUCAGCUCAGUGGAGCAGGUGGCAGUUUAACUGAGACCUAGUUUGGAAGCACUAACAGGAAAUAACUAUGCACAUUCCAUUUAGCAUAUUCAUUAGGGACAUCGUUAAAAGGGGUUCUUAGCAUAAAAUAUCUAGUUUUGCACUGUUCUCAAUCAAUUCAGCCUUUCUCAUUCCAAGGAGAGAAGUGGUUUGAAUGGAGGCUAUAUGAGAAAUAUUCUGAUCUUGCCUCAUCCCACUAAUUACAGCACAAGCUGUUAAUGCUCAAUUAGAAGAUGAAAAAGCUGCCUGGGAAUUUAGUGUAGUUAACCCUCCAUUCUGAGGAAUGUCUUUUAGGUAUAGACUGUUCUAUAUAUAUAUAUACAUAUACAUGUAUAUAUGUUCUACAUAUAUACAUGUAUACAAUUUACCAGGGUGGACAAAUUGCAUUCUGUGUUCUCCCUUCUGUACUUUUUGGAUUUGAGUAUUCCCAGGUGGGACGUUGGGAGAGACACAGCAUAAACAAGUACUUGUUUUAAGUUUUGUAUUUAUAAGUUUAUUAACCACUGUGAAUUUUCAUUUAGUAUAUACAUAUGCCUGAAUGAAAUUCUGUAUUUGGCAAAUACAGUGAUGCAGUUCUAAUUUCAUGGUAUGUGCAGUAAUUGAUUGCAUGGUUAAUGUGUCUGCAUGGGCAUCAAAUUGGCCUCUAGCCCUGCUAAUACUUUUUUGGGGGCCUAAUCUGCUGUACUAUUUCUGUGCAAACUAUAAUCUUAAAUGGACCCAGCCUAUAUGAGCAGUAGAGUUAUGAUACAGGUCAAAGACUUCAUUAGAGUUUAGAGGAGUUAUAAUUGAAUACUCUGUAUGUAUUGACAGCCUGUACUGAAUGUUCUUCUGUAUUAUGCUACUGCAUAAUAUAUAUUGCAGUAUCACUCUUUGAAACAAUCACAGCAGUGAAUUUAGCACUACGCUAUAUGAUUUUCUAACAGAAAUAAAGUCUUGCAAGAG
This is a messenger RNA of Xenopus laevis (African clawed frog), 2385 nucleotides long. RefSeq names its product hippocalcin L homeolog (gene hpca.L). Gene Ontology annotation, molecular function: calcium ion binding. NCBI's taxonomy places the organism in Eukaryota, Metazoa, Chordata, Amphibia, Anura, Pipidae. Bases 490 to 1071 code for a protein of 193 amino acids. The record is from RefSeq and is a predicted model, not a curated record. Gene Ontology annotation, cellular component: cytosol; membrane. The transcript has 5 exons.